Molecule: messenger RNA, 1539 nt
Organism: Penicillium angulare
Lineage: Eukaryota; Fungi; Ascomycota; Eurotiomycetes; Eurotiales; Aspergillaceae
Exons: 3
Coding region: 1-1539 (512 amino acids)
Molecular function (GO): metal ion binding
Source: RefSeq, a predicted model, not a curated record
AUGGCGUCAACCAGAGAUCGUCCAACUCAUUUCUGCAAUUAUCAGAAUGCACAAGGCCAAACCAGCUUGAGCUCCGUGGUCUGUGUCGCGGAUCUUGACCCGGCUAUCAGCAUCCCGGGGGCGCCUCGUGAACUCAAACCUGAAGAAACCCAGGGCAUGGUUUCUUGCGGCGUUGUUAUUGCUCGCCAGACCCCGUUAUUGGCUGACAUGAGUGCCCUUAUGCUCAAGGGCGCCCUUGCACUCCCAGAAAGUCGUAAGGCCGAGUUGUGCAGUACCCUCAAAAGUUUACUCCAACGACUGCACCACGAUCCAGAAACGCCAGAUCGAUACAGAUCGGAGAUAGAGGCAUUUGUUCAGUUUGAGACGAUUAUCGACACUCUUGUUCAUCACGAACUUGCGACUGCACCAGCAGCAUUUGCAUCUAGUGCAGUCGCAGCCCCAGUCGGAGCCCCAGUUGUAGCGAACAAGAAACUGAACACAGAUGUGAACCCCCAGGGUAAAGUGUAUUGUUCAUACUGGCUUCGUCACGGAGAAUGUGAUUACCAGCAGCAAGGCUGCUUGUACAAACAUGAGAUGCCGCUAGAGCUCAAAACCAUCCAAAGCCUCGGCCUUGCCGAUAUCCCCCGCUGGUACCGGGAGAAAAACCACAUUUCUAGCCUUAUACAAGGCAAAAGUCACCGACAAAAUCCAUCUCAUGUAUCUCCCGCCCUGGCCAUCAUCGGGCAACCCUUUGCCGCCGAGACAGUUGCCGGUUCCAACCAGCUAAUGCCUAUCGGCGCUAAUAGCCAUGACCACACUCCAAAUGGCCGGCAAAGGCUCACCCGGGGACCCGGCUAUCCCAACACCAGCCGGGGCCGUGGCAAUGGCCGGUGUAGGGCCUUCCAGCAUCAAACCCGAGAUGUAUCGUGCACAGCCAGUAAUUUUUCCAACUCUAGCGCAGCAGAGUCUUUCACUAAGACUCAGAAAGUGCGCAAGGUUGAGACAGUCAAUUCUUUGGCGGCUACUGGUGGGCACUCCGUACCCAAUCCAGAAGCACCGCCUUUCCUCGCCCCAAAGGUGGCCCCGGCUGUUAUAAAGCCCCCAUCCUGCAUGCCUUUGCCUCGGGCCAUGGUGCAAACAACUUUUGCACAUCAAAAUCGUUUCAAUGUGCUAGAGGAUGGCCAGAAAGAUGCACGCCUGUACAACAGUUGGGGGGAUGGUGUUGCGAGUGAUAAGGGAAACCGUGCUGCUAACCAGGGCUCCCUUAUUGACCUGGUAGAUUCCAGCAGCAAUCAGAGACUGGAUGAGAAAAAGCACGUCGGAGUGCUGGCAGACAUGCAUACUGCUAUGCAAGAACUUCGAGUUGGAUCAACCAUUAUUCAACCACAUGAAUUUCUUCGCAAUUUUGGCGCUAUCGGUGAAGAUGUUGUGUAUCAUCCCACUCAAUACUCUGAUCCUCCCGCACUCUCGGAGGAUGAGGUCAAGAGGUGCUUCUCAAAGGGAACCACUCCAGCCAAACCUUUUGGCGAAUCUGGCGUUCCUGAUGCCGCCAAGAAGUAG